AUGGCUCGAAGAACAAAGAAGGUAGGAAUUGUAGGUAAAUAUGGAACAAGAUAUGGUGCUUCACUUCGUAAAGUUAUUAAGAAGAUUGAAAUAGCCCAACAUUCCAAAUAUGUUUGCCCAUUCUGCUGCAAAGAAGCUGUCAGAAGAACUGCUUGUGGAAUUUGGGAAUGCAAAGGAUGUGGAAAACAAAUUGCUGGUGGAGCUUAUACCCUUUCUACUAUUUCAGGUGCUACAGUCCGAAGCACAGUUAGAAGAUUGAGAGAUGCUAAAAAUUCCCAAUAA
Messenger RNA from Entamoeba nuttalli P19, 282 nucleotides. RefSeq names its product ribosomal protein L37a protein. Gene Ontology annotation, cellular component: ribosome. Gene Ontology annotation, molecular function: structural constituent of ribosome. Bases 1 to 282 code for a protein of 93 amino acids. Gene Ontology annotation, biological process: translation. Lineage: Eukaryota; Evosea; Mastigamoebida; Endamoebidae. The record is from RefSeq and is a predicted model, not a curated record. The transcript has a single exon.